Molecule: messenger RNA, 318 nt
Organism: Trypanosoma theileri
Lineage: Eukaryota; Euglenozoa; Kinetoplastea; Trypanosomatida; Trypanosomatidae
Exons: 1
Coding region: 1-318 (105 amino acids)
Source: RefSeq, a predicted model, not a curated record
AUGCAUGUUGUGCUUUUUAAACUCCGUGAUGGAAUGGAUGAGAAGAAACUGGAAGACCUUCUCGCCGGUGUUCGCGCGGGAAUUCCCGGCCUCAUUGAAUUGCACUUUGGCGCUAAUGAGAUGAAGAUGUAUGAAGGGAAGUGCGGGAAGCCCGGCGGCAACACACACGUCCUCGUCUCCCGCCACGAGCGCCCGGCGUACUUGGCGGAGUACCAGAAACACCCACUCCACCGGGCCCUCGCCCGUUAUCUCUACUCCUUCGCAGAGCGGGCUCCCACCGUGAUGGACUUCCACACAAGUCCUCAACCGCACUUGUAA